CAACAUACCUCGUCUCAUUGAGAUAUGCCCUGGUAUUAGGAAAGUAACUUAACGAAGGGGACCUCGUCUGUGAAUGUGUUUAGUAAUCAUGUCUACUCAGUAGCUUCCCAAGUAUCGUCAAGCUGACAAUAUGGGGCUGGAUAUGUUGGUGGAUAUUCUCUUUCUAUCUCAUAUUCGCGAUUAACUAGCGGCGAAAUCUACCCCCGUAGUAGUGCACGGGUCUUUUUUCUGAGCAACUCGCAUCAUGAAGUGAAAUUGGCGGCGCUAUCUACCAGACUCCUCUCCCGUAAUGACCAGGGAGAUAGAUAUAUAAACAUGUCUACCGACAGCCAGCAGUCCUUGUCUCCUGAUCGCAAAGAUGUUUGCCUACCCCCUAUUUACCCUUGGGCUGGCCGCGACAGCUUUGGCCUUGCCAUACCCUACGAACUCAAGCUGCAGAGAGAUCAAGAUACCGGUCACUGUCAGCGUUCCACGCUUCAUUGUAAACGCGACGGUCAACGAUGACUGGGAUGUAGUCGCCUUAACGUUGAACCUUACUAGGCGGGACUUUACCAACCCUACAGACCCUUUGCCUAUGGCUGGUACGACUGCCGCGCCGGUGAAGAGCACUUUCACUGUUGGCGCUACGUUGUGUGGAACGGGCGGCCCGCUGCUAGUCCUAACUCACGGUAUCAUCGAGUCAAAGCUGUACUUCAAUCCAAAUUUCGAGAACUCAAAGGCGUACAACUUCGUUGAAGCUGCUGUUGCCGCUGGGUACUCUGUCCUCAACUACGACCGCAUCGGUGUCGGCUCAUCCUCCAAGGUUGACGCGGUCAACGAUGCUCAGUUCCAAGUAGAAGCAGCUGUGCUAGACGCGCUCAUCGACUAUGGGCGAAAGGCCGUGAACGCCAGCAAAGUAGCUCUUGUGGGCCAUAGCUACGGUUCUUACCUAACAGUCGCAUCCGCCGCCAGCAAAACGACCGCUAUCGACGCCAUCGUUCUGACCGGCUUUGCGGGUGGCUUCACUUACUUCACCCCUUUUCUCGCCGGCUCGGGUUUCCGUGUCGCCAAACAUGCUAACCCUCUGCGCUGGGGCUCCUUGGAUCCUGGGUACCUGACUUCUGUGGAUUUGUAUGCCGAGACGUACGUCUACUUUGGCGAAGAGCAGCACUUCGAACGUCGCGUCGCUGAGUGGUCGCACUAUCAGGGCAGCGAGCCGUUUGCCGUUGGUGAGCUACCGUCGCUGCUUGCAAGUAGUCCCCUCGACUUCGCAGCAGUUACCGCACCUGUACUCGUUAUCCAGGGCCAGUUUGACCUGUCUGCUUGUGGUGGUAACUGCGUUGGCCUUCUUGAUGGCAUGAAGGACACGUUCUCCGGCGCCAAGGCUGUUGAGACCGUUGACAACCUACCUUCUGGUCAUAACCUCAAUUUGCACAAGGUAGCCCCGCAGGCGUUCAAGACGAUUUUUGACUUCCUUAAGCGCCAGGGGGUAUAAAGGGGAAUGGAGUAAUAUGAGGGACUUGAAAAGAAAUUGACCCAGACUGGUUUUUACUUCGUGGUAAUUAUUUGCUAAAUUUUACAUGCGAUGAAAAGCCCUAGAUAAUUAUGAUAAUAUCCUCAAGAGUAUCUAUAAAAGAACGGUUUAUACAGAAGUAUCCCCCCUGACACCAGGCAGACAUCCGUCAACUCCGACGAGUCUCAUAGACAUUAAUAUACAUCCAAGUAGUGGAACCAGUAGAUAACAGACCCUUAUAACUUUACUACCUAUAGGUAUCUACAGAGGUGUAUAUGGUACAAUUCUUAGAUACUUUUCCCCAGAAAAGACCAUCGCGGACCUCACCGUCGCUUCUUCUGAUCUUGUUGUUACACAAGGAAUAUGCCGUAGCACAGAGGAGCGCUUGCAGCCCAGCUGGUGGUAAGGCUGCCAGGCCUACCAAUUGCGCAGCCAACAUGCAGUGCACUGAUU
Annulohypoxylon truncatum is the source of this 1945-nucleotide messenger RNA. RefSeq names its product alpha/beta-hydrolase. The coding region runs from base 359 to 1474 and encodes 371 amino acids. NCBI's taxonomy places the organism in Eukaryota, Fungi, Ascomycota, Sordariomycetes, Xylariales, Hypoxylaceae. The record is from RefSeq and is a predicted model, not a curated record. The transcript has 6 exons.